Molecule: messenger RNA, 1181 nt
Organism: Nicotiana attenuata
Lineage: Eukaryota; Viridiplantae; Streptophyta; Magnoliopsida; Solanales; Solanaceae
Product: nectarin-1
Exons: 2
Coding region: 269-958 (229 amino acids)
Biological process (GO): plasmodesmata-mediated intercellular transport; regulation of root development
Cellular component (GO): plasmodesma; cell wall
Molecular function (GO): manganese ion binding
Source: RefSeq, a predicted model, not a curated record
AAUUUAAGUCUAGCAAUACUUAUUUACUCCUCGCCAUAUGUAUAUAUCAAUGUUAUAAUUCUUUUACACAAGCACCUAAUUCACGUCAAUUCCAAUACCAAAUUAAAGCCUUUCAAGUUUUUCCUAUAAAUGAAGCCACUCCAAUUUCUCUCAGCAUCGUCAAAUUAAUUAAAUAGAAAUAUUAACGAGUUCUUCUUCUCCUUGAGCUUCUGGUCCUUCCUUUUAAAAAAAAAAAAAAAACAAAUAGACUAGUAUUCACCACCAUAUUAUGGCUACCUUUGGAAUUAAUAGUAAGAUAUUUCAAAGUAUGGAGAUGGCGAUACUAUUUUUGUUAGCCAUUAGCAUAGACAGAUAUUGUUUUGCGGCAGAUGAGGACAUGCUCCAAGAUGUUUGUGUUGCUGAUCUCAACUCAAUGGUGAAGGUGAACGGAUUCCCUUGCAAGACCAAUUUCACGGCGGCAGAUUUCUCGUCGUUGGCCAUUUCAAAGCCUGGAGCCACGAACAACACAUUUGGUUCGGUAGUAACAACAGCAAAUGUUGAGAAAGUUCCUGGGCUUAACACACUCGGUGUAUCCCUCGCUCGAAUUGACUAUGCCCCUGGUGGUAUUAACCCACCCCACACCCACCCACGUGCCUCCGAAAUGGUCUUUCUUAUGGAAGGUGAAUUGGAUGUUGGCUUCAUUACUACCGCCAAUGUACUGGUCUCUAAGCAAAUUACAAAGGGCGAAGUUUUUGUUUUUCCUAGAGGACUUGUACAUUUCCAGAAGAAUAAUGGUAAAGUUCCAGCAGCUGUUAUUUCUGGCUUCAAUAGCCAGCUGCCUGGUACUCAGUCCAUUUCAACAACAUUGUUUGGAGCUUCACCAACUGUGCCAGAUGAUAUCUUGGCUCAAACAUUCCAAAUUAGUACUGAGGAUGUUCAGCAGAUCAAGUCAAAGUUUGCACCUGCCAAGAAAUUUUAGAAUUUACAAUAUAAUAGUAAGACAUAUAUAUGGAUUUUCAUUGAGAGGGUUUUUACCCGUUAAUAAUUGUCAAUGAGUGCGUAGGUUACUAAUGUUGGAUGUCCAAAAUAAGUUUUGCAACUUUUGGUUUUGCAAAUAUCACAAUGAAUCAUUUUCUCUAUGUAGUACUGUGUAACUCUCGCUUUGUGAUUUUAAUUUUAUACUGUUGAUUUUUGGAUUUUUA